CACACACACACACACACACACACACACUGCAAGGCACCUGGACACACCUGAACCUUUACUUCCGGAAAAAUUCCUAAAAAAGACCAAGAACACGUUUCGCUGGGAAAACUGACCAAACCUCCGGGCUAUGUAUGAUACUGAAUUUUGGAAAGGAGAAACUCAAACGUGAUCCCUGUUCUGAGAGAUGAACUCUUGGAUGGUAUUUAAUCCCCUACUGCAAAAUAAGUCUAUACUAUUGUAAUUCAAGAUGUCUGAGGACCUUUCUUCAGACUCUGUGCCACUGGUCAAAUAUCCUCUAGUUCUGACACCACAACCCACUGCUCCUGACUGGGAAACAGAAAAGAAGAUAAAUGCAGACAUGAACAGAACAGAAGAAAAGCUCGCUGGUGCUGAAACGGAGCCAAACACACUGCCCUGGCCUGGAGACAAGGCUGAUCAACUUGGCAAGAUAGAAAAUGCAGCAUCUGAUCUCAGUCCAGAGCAGAGAGAAAUGGACCUUGUAGGAGACAAGGAGAGUGAGAGAUCAGAUAGCGGCUCUCUCCGUGGAGGAGUAAGCAGGACUGAGAGUGAGCGAGAGUUUGGUGGGCGAGAAAAGCGUGCAGCAUGUGAAGACUGCGUGGAGGGAAAGCAGCCUGAGCAAAGAGAGAAGGUUCCACAUUUGGAGAUUGAGGUGGAGGAGUUAAACAGUAUGCCAGAGAAAGCAGCUGGGGUCUUCAGUCCAAGUGUAAGCAUCCUGCGCUCCACCAGCAUGCCUGCGCCACCCAGGUGCAGGUCAGAAUUGUGGGAGGAGGAGAAUGAUGGCUUCCUUGGACAGCAAGACACACUUCCAGAUGGAUACUACCAUGAAUAUCACCAACAGAACAAGUUGCAAAUUUGUUCAUGUGCUGGGACAUACCGUGAUGUGUUGAAGAUGGGAGUGUCUAUAUUCAUGUCAGCUCUGAUCUUCCCUGUCCUGGUGUGGGGUGGUCACACUUUCUUACCCUUUGAUGCUCCUCUGCUGGACAGUGCCCCUCUAAGGCUGGUUUACACACUGCGCUGUUCGGUCUUUGCAGUCAUACCGAUUGUCCUGGGUGUGUUGGUGCUGGGUAUCUCCCGUGUGCGCUACCGAUCUCUGAAACCUCAUUGUGAUGGAGAGAUUGAAGAGGUGAACAUCCACCGGCGAUACGUUGACGACUCUGUCUCACUCUUCCUCCUGUAUUUCCUUCAGCUGGGUGUAAUGGCUGCUUAUCUGAACCAGCACCUUCUCAAACUGGUGCCUCUCCUCACCAUCGUCUUUGCCAUUGGCAGGCUUGUGUACUGGAUUGCAGCAGCAUGGGGCAGCAGUCUGAGGGGUUUUGGAUUCGGGUUCUCCUUCUUGCCUAUGCUGACCAUGUUGGUGGCCAACCUGUACUUUAUCUUCAUGGCUGAAUCUGCUGGCUCAAUCUUUGCCCAGGAUGAGAUGGAAUCACCCAACCCUCCUCAAGAGUACAGGCAGAGGUUCUGGGGCUAGAUCAAGAUCUGAUGGCCCAGAAAAAAGAAAAGCGAGUCUCUUCAUCUGUUUGAUUGUUAGUUAUCUCUUAUUUUUGCCAGCUUCAGAGAACACAGAUCAAAUGCCUGUGUAUAUGGCAAAGGUAGUACUCCAGUUUUGGAAAAAUAAGUCUUAUUUGUCUUAGAGGCAAAUUGAAACAAAUUCUGGACCUCAUGCUGUGAUUUUGCUUAGAAUGAUUGUUACAACAUUCCACAUCUGUCUUGAUGGAUUAUGUAGGGUAAAAUUGUGUACAGUUGCCUGCCUAAUUUAAGACAAUUAAUAAAAAAAAGAUUCACUAAAAUGAUGGAUUGUUCAGUGAUGCUACAGUCAUGUGAACAAUACUGCUAAUGAGUGUAAUUCCAGAGCAUUUUCGAGCAAGAAUUAAAUGCUUAAUUGCUUAUGAAUGCAACACAAGCAGAUGUGGAAAUGUUUUUUGUUGUUUUUGUUUUUUUUUUAAAUAGACUUCUAGUUUCUUUUCUCAUGCCAAAAGAACAAACUGAUUUAUUUUUUUCUUUUCUUGCCAAUUCGAGUUGAAAAAUAUAUAGAUAUAACCUUGUAGCAUGUUUGUGGAAAUUGUGUGUGCAAUAUACCUGAAGUGGGUCAUUUAUUCCUGAAAAAUGGUCCUUACUUAUUACUUAUUUCAGUACAGAUUUUUCUUUUUCCAUAAAUGUUAGUUUGGGAUGCUGGGUAUGGAUUAUCCAAAUGUGUAUGAAGAAGAAAUUUCAAGCUGGCAGACAGAGAUGGAACAAAUGUGUUAAAUUUCUUAAGGAGCAUGAAUGUUAUUUCUACAUGCUUUUGUAUUAACUCUUGUAAAUAAGAUUAUGACAAAUUAACUUUGAUUUCCUCUGAAAUCAUGUCAUUGUAUCCCUUAAACAGUGAUAACAGAAGACUAUGUAUGCGGUAGUGAUUGAGGACCACCAGGGCAGUUUCCUUCAGAACUAAUGAUUUUUUUUUUCUCCCCCCAUUUGCUUGUUUUAUUGUUGACUUCUAAGUGAAAGUUGUAUAUAAUACGAUAUCACCUAUAAAAGGUCCCUAGCUCCGUCACACUCAUUCUCUGACAACGCUGACUAUCCCGAGAGAUCCAGUGGCCCUGGCAGUCCUCCAAAUUUAGAACCACAGGUACAUGUGUAACCUUCUCUUAUUUAAUUUCUGACUGCCAGGGUGGCUUCUUUCAUGUAGGUAAUGUAUCACAGUUAUCACAAGGGUUUAUCAUACAGUCAAAUAAUGCACAAUGCCAGAUAACUAAAAUAGGGUGCAGCAUUCUGAGUUUUACCAAUAUGGUUACUGUUGGCAGAUGUAGAAAGAGUGCAUAUAGGCCAUGUGUGAAAAUUGUGUGAUAACUGAUAAUUUUGUAAUCACAAUAGCUCUUUCGUCUAUCCUCAAAAUAUUCAUGCUUGUGAAAUGUGCGUUCUACACAUGUACCAUGGCUCUUCUUGUAAUUGACUUUCAGUCCUAGAGUCCAUAAGUGAGAUGAGAUAAGUCUCUGUCUUGUCACUUGCUGUUGGGACAGUCCACACACAGCACGCAGUUUUUCAGGGGCUCUAGGCCAAACUCUCACAUAUUUUAACCAUCGCAUUGUCGCUGUGUGAUUGCAGGAGCAUUGUUGGAGUCCCCUGGUAAAUCAUGCAUCUGCUCUUAUGUUUUGUUUUGGGGUUUUUUUUGUAGUCAAGGCCUCAUGUGAUCACGUGAUUGCCUUUUACAACUUGGCAAGAAAGUGAGCAAGUAAACCUGCUCUGUUUUUGCUAUCUGUUUAGAUUUGUCAUCGUCUCUGCUGAACAAUAGAGCAAACAAGAGAAUGCACUGUUAUAGUUUACGUGAUUAUUUGUUCCAAGUAUAAUUCUGUAUUAGUUUUAAUAUAGAAAGAGAACAUAUGAUUGCAUGUAUAAAAAUCUUUUAAUCUAUAAAGUUUUAUUCUGUACUUCCUUUUUUGCACUUAUGUGCACUGAACAAAGUAAACUAGAAAUAAUAUUUCUAGCUUGGCAUAUGUUUCUAUAGAUUUUCACAAAUAAAUUUCUCCUAUUUUCCUGA
Molecule: messenger RNA, 3535 nt
Organism: Hemibagrus wyckioides
Lineage: Eukaryota; Metazoa; Chordata; Actinopteri; Siluriformes; Bagridae
Gene: tmem79b
Product: transmembrane protein 79b
Exons: 5
Coding region: 248-1489 (413 amino acids)
Biological process (GO): regulated exocytosis
Cellular component (GO): lysosomal membrane; trans-Golgi network membrane
Source: RefSeq, a predicted model, not a curated record